Messenger RNA from Parastagonospora nodorum SN15, 525 nucleotides. RefSeq lists its product as hypothetical. The transcript has a single exon. Bases 1 to 525 code for a protein of 174 amino acids. NCBI's taxonomy places the organism in Eukaryota, Fungi, Ascomycota, Dothideomycetes, Pleosporales, Phaeosphaeriaceae. The record is from RefSeq and is a predicted model, not a curated record.
AUGCAUCUUUCCACUACUUUCCUCGCUAUCCUCAGCUGCACGGGAGCUGCCCUGGCGCAGAACCAUUGGGAAAACAAACCCAGCCAGAAUCACUGGGAGCACAAGCCCAACCAAACUUGGUGGGAACCCAAGCAAAAGACUACCGCCGCUGUGGUCAAAGGCGAUACUCCUCCUCCUCAGAACCCUCACUGGGAGCACAAGCCCGGGCAGACUUGGUGGGGACCCAAGCCCAACGGCACUGUGAAGCCCCAUCCUCAUGCCGACGCCAGCAACCACAAGAGAGCUGUGCUGGAGCAUGAGAACCCUUGGAAGCACAACAAAACGGGUAGCGGUCAUGGAACGGUCAAGCACGGUUGGGGUCACAAGCCUAACGGCGACACAAGGACACCGCCCUCAACACUGGGAAUGGACCACCACCACACGAGAAGAGAGGGUCUCAGUACGGAAAUCAAUCUCCUAGUGGCCGCGGAUAUGCAACGACGAAGCGGCGUUCGCGUCGCAACACUGGAGCAUCUUAAGCGCUAG